Messenger RNA from Colletotrichum karsti, 1167 nucleotides. RefSeq lists its product as uncharacterized. Lineage: Eukaryota; Fungi; Ascomycota; Sordariomycetes; Glomerellales; Glomerellaceae. The transcript has 3 exons. The coding region runs from base 1 to 1167 and encodes 388 amino acids. The record is from RefSeq and is a predicted model, not a curated record.
AUGCCGACUCUACGAAGAAGAGCCGAAGCCCCGCGCCGCGUCGAGGAUAUCGACAUUGACGUUGACGAGACCACGUCGCGCGCCGUCGAGCCCGUCGCAAGCAACCUCGAGACCCUAGCCACGGCGCCCGAUGGAAAAGUCGAGGCGCUCGGUGUCGUCAAUGACGCGACGGAGGUGAUCACAAAGGAAGACAUCACAGAACAGAUCAGCGAGAGGGAUCGCGACCAUCAGCACCCGAGACGACAGCGCUCACAUCUGCCCACUGCCCUGCAGUUCCCGCUCGUCACGGUGCUGAGCUUCAGCAUUUCGAGUUUGUGCUACAGCUUCCUGAGCGAAUGGAGCCGCGGAGAGCUGGCGGGCAUCUCAAAGAGCCUGGAUACCUGGGGAGAGGUCGCGACUUUGGCGGGAUGGCGCAUAUUUGAGCUUGCGCUGGGUUGGUUCGGUAACUUUGAUAGCUACGAUCUGGCUGCGCUCAACCUGCUCGCGCAUGGCCCACCGGUCUACCUUAUUGCCACCUUCUACGAGAUCAGCCCCGCGACCGCCGUCUCCGCCCUGGGCAUCGAGAUGCUGUCUACCUUUGUGCCCUUCCGUCUCCUGAGGUCAUUGUCAGAUGCGCAUGCCGGCGCUAAGAACGUCGCCAACCGCGAACUUCUCACCGACAUCCCGCUCAGCAUCUUUACCAUUCUGAUGGCGGCUAUUACAUACAGUGCCUCCCUGUUCGUCGCGUACAAGACGUACCUGCCUGAGACGCUCGUGGUCUACUUCCAGGGCCUGCCCACUAUUACGCCUGCCUACAAUGCCACUUUCUUCACUAUCCUGCCUGUGACGAUCGCCUUCGGUAUCGCAGCAAAGACCUUCAUCUUCACUCCGUUUGUUGCGACAGGCAAGACCGCCGAGGAUGGCAAGCUGGAGGAGUUUGAUCCCGUCACGGCCACGCUGGGCGAGACGCUGGCCUGGAAUCUGUGGGGCUACACCACGCGGGCGAAGGUCGUCAUUUUCCGCACCACCGUGGCUAUGAUCCUGACCGGUGUAAACACCUACCUCCAGACGUUCAUGACCAUCAACGCUGUCCAAUCCUACGGCGCGGCUGCGUACUCCGGUGUCUGGGUUGUUGCUGCAUUCCUUACCGGUGUCGGUCUCGGAUUUGUCGGCGGAGGAGACGCAUGA